This is a messenger RNA of Canis lupus familiaris (dog), 2575 nucleotides long. RefSeq names its product sphingosine-1-phosphate phosphatase 2 (gene SGPP2). Gene Ontology annotation, molecular function: sphingosine-1-phosphate phosphatase activity. Gene Ontology annotation, biological process: sphingosine metabolic process; phospholipid dephosphorylation. The record is from RefSeq and is a predicted model, not a curated record. Gene Ontology annotation, cellular component: endoplasmic reticulum membrane. NCBI's taxonomy places the organism in Eukaryota, Metazoa, Chordata, Mammalia, Carnivora, Canidae.
CGGGCGCACCAUGGCCGAGCUGCUGCGGAGCCUGCAGGACUCCCAGCUGGUCGCCCGCUUCCAGCGCCGCUGCGGGCUCUUCCCGGCGCCCGAGGAGGGUCCCCGCCACAACGGCCCGGGCCCCGCGGAGGGCGCGGCGGCCGGCAGGGGCGCAGGGGCGCCGGCGCACGGGCUGCGGAGCGUCGCGGCCCCGCAGCCUUAUGUGCAGAAGUAUGUUGUGAAGAAUUAUUUCUACUAUUACCUAUUCCGAUUUUCCGCCGCUUUGGGUCAAGAAGUGUUCUACAUCACCUUCCUUCCGUUCACUCACUGGAAUAUUGACCCUUUUUUAUCCAGAAGGCUGAUCAUCGUAUGGGUUUUGGUGAUGUAUAUUGGCCAGGUGGCCAAGGACAUCCUCAAGUGGCCACGGCCCCUCUCCCCGCCCGUGGUGAAGCUGGAGAAGAGGGUGAUCGCCGAGUACGGAAUGCCGUCUACCCACGCCAUGGCCGCCACCGUCAUAUCCUUCACCCUCCUCAUCUCCACUAGGGACAGAUACCAGUAUCCCUUCGUCUUGGGGCUGCUGAUGGCUGUGCUGUUUUCCACCUUGGUGUGUCUCAGCAGACUUUACACCGGGAUGCACACGGUCCUGGACGUGCUGGGCGGCAUCGCGGCGACGGCGGUGCUGCUGGCGCUCACGUACCCGGCCUGGAGCCUCAUCGACCGCCUGGACUCGGCCAGCCCCGUGUUCCCGGUGUGCGCCGCCGUCGUGCCCUUCCUGCUGUGCUACCACUACCCGGCGCCCGACUUCUACAGCCCGACCCGCGCCGACACCACCACCAUCCUGGCCGCGGGCGCGGGCGUCACCAUCGGCUCCUGGAUCAACCACUUCUUCCAGCUGGCGGCCGCCCCCGCCCCCGCCCCGCCGCUCCCGCCCCGGCUCCCGCCCUGGCUCUCGGCCUUGGCCGCGGGGCUGGCGCUGAGCCUCACCAAGUUCGCGGUGGGCAUCGCGCUGGUCCUCGCCGUGCGCCGGCUGGUCCAGGCGCUGUCGCUGCAGGUGCUGUGCUCGUGGUUCCGGGUGGUCCCGCGGGACAGGGAGGCCCGGCGGAGGCUGGAGAUCGAGGUGCCUUACAAGUUCGUCACCUACGCGUCCGUGGGCAUCUGCGCCACCACCUUCGUGCCCAUGCUGCACAGGUUUCUGGGGUUGCCCUGACCCUCACCCCCACCUGGAGGCCGGCCCACCGGACAGGGGAGCACACCGGGCACAGGUGCGGCGGGCAAGUCGCGCCCAUAUGUGUUUUUCCUUAAAAAAAAAUAAGUCCUUAGGCCCCACGCGUGUUCCGCUGGCACCUGCGGGUGCACCCUGCUGCGGGAAGCGGGCCUGACCCCGUGUGCUUGGGCGCAGGCCUGGCUCGGGAGACCGGGGCGACCCGCUGAUCGCAGGGGCUGGAGGUCAGGCUCACCUUGUGCAUCGCAGGGCCUCCUGUCCAGACUGGACACUUGGCUCUGGAGAAGGGGCCACAGCGUAUACAACUGCAGCCUUCGGUUGGCAGGGGUGGGGGGCGCUUUUUGGUCCUGAGGUCACUAGACUGUGCCCCUGGGUGGCAGCAGGACAUACCCCCAGGGCAGGAGCCCGCACCCUGCUGAGCCCUGGCCCCAGGGGUGUGCGCAUCUGCCCCCCCCCAACCACGGGUGGGUUUUGCAGAACCCCAGGUGGCGUGGGGACCCUCCUCACCCACGGAGCCCACCGUCCGGCCCACCUCUCUCCAUCAGGGCUCCUCCAAGUGUCCUGUGCUCUCCCACUUCUGGGGACUGGGACCAGCCCAGGACCCACCGUCGGGGGUUUCAUGCUCCCGUGCAAACCCUGCGAGGGCAGAUCCACAGACCCGAUGAACUGGAUCCCUCCUGCGGCCCGAUGGGGGAACAGGCCUCCCGGACAUCACCCUCCAUUCCUCAGUUCUUUCCUGCACAGGAUCAGGGGCUCCCUUUCCAUCCCCCUCACCCUCAUCUCUGGGCAAUCUUGAGGGUAAUGAAUGCAAGAACGGCGCCCAGGUGUCCAGCUGACCUAACAACCCAGGCCUCAAGCCUGGGGGAGCCCUCCUGGGGCCCAGGAAGGCCACCUGACCUGCGAACAUCCCCACGUUCCCUCUGCCGGCGCCUCUUCAGUCCUUAACCCUAAGGAGCAAGCCUCCAGAACUUUCUGAACCGUGAGCAGAAGCGCAGAUGUCAGGAGGCCUGUGGUCUCCUCGCUCAGACUUCAUUCCCGCCUGGGACAACAGGCUCCUGCUUCUGCCUCCGGGGUGAAAACUGAAAACCCCACUUGUUCUGAUUUCAAAUAUGUUCCCCGACCUUUGUGCUGGGAUGAUGCACGGCUUCGUGCCCCCUGUCAACAGAGAACAACUUCUAGAAAGAUGUUCUGCUUCUCCCUCAAAUCCUUCCCCCAGCUGUGGGCUGUCGUGGUUAAGGAGGCAGGGAUCCGAUGACCUGCCGUCUGAGGUGCUAGUGCACCACGAGGGAGGGGAGGGAGGGCCGGAGGAGCCCAACCUAGAGGCGCCCCUGCCCUGGGCCGCCCCCCAGCCCUCCCAACCCCCCAUUCCCCCAC